AUGCCGUAUCUUGUUCGUGAGAAUCUAUUCAUCGGCAACAUCGGCGAUGCAGCAGAGGUUCUCCAAAAUGGCAGCACAGAGAUCACACACAUUCUCUCAGUUCUGAGUUCUGCAUCAAUCUCGUUUUUCUCCGAAUGGAAGAAGGGUCUUACAAUUCCCACUAAGGAAAUCAAGAAGGUGUAUACUGGCGGGUCUGUUGGUGGGUCGGCUUCUGUGGACGAUUCUGGUGAUGGGUCGAAAAGUUGUUUGCUCUCGGAUAAGCUUUUGUACUUGUUGGAAUAUGCAGGCAAGGAUUUGAAGCUGGUGAGAAUGGGGGUUCCGCUGAGAGAUAUGGAGAAUGAGAAUUUAUUGGAUUAUUUGGAUGUCUGUUUGGAUUUUAUUGAUAAGAGUAGAAAAGAGGGGUCUGUUUUGGUGCAUUGCUUUGCUGGUGUUUCCAGAAGUGCAGCUAUCAUUACAGCAUAUCUGAUGAGAACAGAACAUUUAUCACAACAAGAUGCACUAGGAUCCCUGAGGCAAAGCUGUGAGUUUGUUUGCCCCAAUGAUGGUUUUCUAGAUCAGCUCAAAAUGUACGAGGAAAUGGGCUUCAAGGUUGAUCAUGCCAGCCCCAUAUAUAAGUCUUUUCGCCUGAAAGUAUUGGGCGAAUCUUAUCAUCGUGGGGAUAAAAUAGACAGUUCUAAAUUUGGGGCAGAUCCUGGGUUGCCUAUUGAAGUUGCCUCUGGAGUAGAAUCAGCUCAAAAUGGAGGAAAAACUGGUACACCAGCUUUCCGCUGCAAGAAAUGCCGAAGAGUUGUUGCAUUGCAGGACAAUGUUGUGGAUCACAUUCCAGGAGAGGGUGAAAAAUCGUUUGAGUGGCGAAAGCGAAAAAGUAGCAACUUGUCUGAGGAUUCUGAAUGUUCAUCCAUUUUUGUUGAGCCUCUAAGGUGGAUGACAGCAGGUAACUGUGCAAUAUUUAUAACUUUGAAGAAGGAGCACUGGAGGGCAAGUUGUCAUGUGCACAUUGUGAAGCUCGAUUGGGUUACUUCAAUUGGUCAGGCAUCCAAUGCAGCUGCGGGAGUUGGAUCACCCCCGCCUUCCAGCUUCAUAGAAGCCGUGUGGACGUCAGCACUGUCUAAUAUUUGUCAAGGCAAGGCCUGGGUUGAGGCCCCAUCAGGAUAA
Molecule: messenger RNA, 1155 nt
Organism: Prunus armeniaca (apricot)
Lineage: Eukaryota; Viridiplantae; Streptophyta; Magnoliopsida; Rosales; Rosaceae
Source: the annotation of a GenBank genome assembly